AUGGUUCUUAAUUCAAGACCUCUGGUUUUGCUCCACAUUCUUGUCUGGUCAUUGCCAGAUACGCUUACCCUGAGUUCUGGUACCCUGAGCGAUAUCUCUUGCUUGAAAUCUAUUAGAGAUUCCUUGGAAGAUCCUCUCAAUCACGUAGCCACUUCUUGGACCUUCAACAACCUCACAGAAGGAUCAAUCCCACGUGAUAUCAGUGAAAUACUGCCGGCUGUAGAAGUGCUCAAACUCUCAAACAAUAACUUGUCUGUCUGGAGAAAUCCCAUCGAGUAUGGGCUAACGGGUCAAAUACCUCAGCAACUCAACCAGCUCAUCCGUCUAGAAGUCUUUAGUGUUGCUAAUAAUUUGUUGUCAGGGCCAGUGCCAGACUUUGUCAACAUCACUACAAUCAAGUCUGAGAGCUAUGUAAAUAAUAGUGGACUAUGUGGAGGGCCUUUGGAUUGCUCUUCUUUUACCUACUAUUUUAAUCUUUGCGUGGGAUCAAACAAGAGGAAUAAGAUAAUGCCAACAAGUACUACAGAAUUGACAGCGACCAGGAAGAACAUCGGUAAAAAAGUUGAUCAAGUUACUCAAUUGCCAACCAAGGGCAUUGGGAAAGAAGAAUUCAUGAAGCUUGCAAUUGCAGCUGCGGUACUACUAGUCAAAUUUGCCAAUUCAGCACGAAAGGGACUCUGA
Molecule: messenger RNA, 681 nt
Organism: Quercus robur (English oak)
Lineage: Eukaryota; Viridiplantae; Streptophyta; Magnoliopsida; Fagales; Fagaceae
Product: inactive LRR receptor-like serine/threonine-protein kinase BIR2
Exons: 5
Coding region: 1-681 (226 amino acids)
Source: RefSeq, a predicted model, not a curated record